This is a messenger RNA of Punica granatum (pomegranate), 1992 nucleotides long. Lineage: Eukaryota; Viridiplantae; Streptophyta; Magnoliopsida; Myrtales; Lythraceae. The record is from RefSeq and is a predicted model, not a curated record.
AUUAUUCACUUCCCUCUCUCAUCUGCUUCUCCCUCUAUAUAAAGCCCCUCCGCUUGACCUCUCAUCUCUCCAAAGACAAAGGUCCUAGCUAGAGCUCCCAACAAACUCUCCCACAUAGCUUCCUCCUAGAGAGAGAGAGAGAGAGAGAGAGAGAAAGGUUUUUGCAUGGAGAUUAUAGUUUCCAUCUUGCCAUACAUAUUGCUGUUCCUGUCCACACUCCUCUCAUACCCCUUCAUAAUAAAGAAGAAGAAGAAGAAGAAGCACUCAUCACCACCACAACCCAAACUGCACUUUCUUGCAGCUGCUAACAGCUAUCGCAAUAAGCUACCCCCUGGCUCAAUGGGGUGGCCUUACAUAGGAGAGACGCCUCAACUCUAUUCCCAGGACCCAAACAUCUUCUUUGCUUCCAAGCAGAAAAGAUAUGGAGAUAUAUUCAAGACCCACAUACUAGGUUGUCCAUGCGUUAUGGUGGCGAGCCCAGAAGCCGUUCGAUUCGUGCUGGUGAGUCACGCCCAUUUGUUCAGGCCGACUUACCCGAAUAGCAAGGAGAGGCUCAUUGGUCCUUCGGCGAUCUUCUUUCAUAGCGGUGACUACCACACCCAGCUCAGGAGGCUGGUCCAGAGCUCUCUGGCUCCCGAAGCCAUCCGGAAGAAGAUCCCGGACAUCGAAGCAAUCGCAUCUUCUGCCUUGGAGUCGUGGGCUUCUUUAGGAACGGUCGUUAACACAUUUCAGGAGAUGAAAAAGUUCUCCUUUGACGUCGGCAUACUAUCGAUAUUCGGCCGCUUGGACGACAGUUACAGGCAGAUCUUGAAGGAGAACUACUGCAUAUUGGAUAAAGGAUACAAUUCGUUUCCGAAUACAGUACCCGGCACAGCAUACCACAGGGCCCUCAUGGCAAGGAAGAGGCUGGGUCAUAUCUUGGGAGAGAUAAUUCGGGAAAAGAGGGAGAAGAGGACCGUGGAGAAGGACCUGCUGGGACAGUUGCUCAACUUUAGAGAUGCUAACGGCGGGACCCUGACAGACGAGCAAGUCUCCGAUAACAUCAUCGGGGUGCUGUUCGCUGCCCAGGACACGACUGCCAGCGCCCUCACAUGGAUCCUCAAGUAUCUCCACGACCACCAGAAACUUCUCGAUGCUGUCAAGGAGGAGCAAAUGGCGAUUCUCGAAAUGAAUGGAGGAAAGAGACCUUUGACCUGGGCACAGACACGGAACAUGCCCAUCACACACAGGGUUAUAUUGGAGAGCCUGAGGAUGGCCAGCAUCAUAUCGUUCACUUUCAGGGAGGCGUUAGUUGAUGUGGAGUACAAAGGAUAUGUGAUCCCGAAUGGUUGGAAAGUGAUGCCAUUGUUCAGGAAUAUCCAUCACAACCCAGAUUUCUUCCCUGAUCCCCAGAACUUUGAUCCAACUAGAUUUGAGGUGCCACCAAAGCCCAAUACAUUUAUGCCAUUUGGCAACGGGGCACACUCAUGUCCUGGAAAUGAGCUAGCCAAGCUGGAGUUGUUCAUCUUGAUCCAUCACUUGGUCACCAAAUACAAGUGGGAAGUAGUGGGAACCCAGAGUGGGAUUCAGUAUGGUCCAUUCCCGGUCCCUCUCCACGGCCUCCCAGCGAGAUUUCGAAAAGAUUUGGGCUGCAUCGAACAAGAUGCUUGCCCUUGAGCAGAUCACCGAUCAGCACAACGACAGGACUACUCCUUAUCUCGUCCCACCUCACUACUCUCGUAUGUGCCACUAUUUAGAACAGAUUGAUAUAUCUUGUAGCUACUGCAGUCUAACGGAGCCCCAUCCUUUUUUUUAUCUUAUGGGUCUCUUCCAAAUAAUAGUUCCAUUUCCAUCUCAUAUGCAUCCAAUUUUUGCAAGCCGUCCAGUUAUUAUUGAAUUGUAACCGCAUUCGAAAUUUCACUGGGGAUGUAAGUCUAGCAAUGUAAUCAUUUAAGAAAAAAUGCACUGGAAAAUUAAUGGGUAAAUAUCUCUUCCCAGGAAGUUGUUGCAGAA